GCAACUUGAGCGCAGAAAAAUGAUGUAGGAAGCCAAAAGAACUUCCUGGUUUCCUUUUCAGCGAAUCGGCUUCAACAUGAAGUCGUGGAGGCAGGAUAGAUUGAUUCCUUUUGAAGACAAGGAGCUAACGCAUUAUACUGAGAAAGAGGAAAAGGCAUUUUCGGUUUUGGAGUGGAGCGAGACACCCCUGGGUCUCUCCAAAUUGGUUAAGCAGUACAUUUUGCCACAGAUUGUUAGGAUCGAAGAUGGAUAUUAUUCACAGGAAGAAGACAGCAGUUUAAGUUCAGGACAGAUUCUGAAGAUUCAUUGUGUCAAGACUGUUAGGAAACUGGCUGGUCUCGAUCAGUAUGGCAAGGAGGUUCAUGUGCCUUUGAACACUACAACUAAAGUGAUUCUCCGUCCAGAAAAUUUUAGAGUCGUGUAUGAAACAGUCAACGAUCUGGCACACGCAAAACCUGUCCCUAAAUUUGUUGAGGUCACUAGAGGCUACUUCAACCCUAAAGGAUUAAAUGGUGACAACAUUGAAGAUCUUACUGUUGAUCCUGGAGAAGUACUUGAAGUGGUAAGACCAGCAGAUCACCAGUUAUUCUCAAGACCAAGCCAGGAGAAAUAUAUGGUGUUCAAAAAUUCAAAAGGUGAGGAAUUCAAAUUGCCCUAUGGGUGCAGCCCAGGCUUCAGGUCAUUGCUGGAAAAGGAACAGCAUCUUUUAGGGGAAAUUGUGAAUAACCAUAAGCUACCAAUAUUUGCUAGCUUUGCGGAAGAAUCAAUAUGCAAGGUUGAAUCAUUUGACACUCAAAAUAAACUUGCAAAAUUUGGUGUUAUCCAAUUCAAUUCUUUCUAUGAUGAAGAACUAAUUGUGGCAUCAUGCGGACAUGAAAGUGUCAGAGUUAUCUUCACGAUCCCGAAAGACAUUGAUGUAACAGUGAAAGUUGCAAAAGGUGCAUUGACAAAUGAUCCCGAGUAUACUGGACUCUGUCAAGGUUAUAACAACUACAAACGCAUUGAGGAACUGACCAUCAAGAGAUAUGAACGGGAUAUUUACCGAAGGUCUGGUGAAGUUAGAGGGUACGAGUACUGCUUGCGUUCUGCUGGAGAGGGACAAUUCAUUGACAUGGAAGGGGAAAGUGAUGAAUAUGAUAGCGAUGACACACACUGUGAAACUAUUUAUGUCUAUAACGAUACAGCAAAGUCAUCAGGGAAGUCAGUUGGAACAGAUAAAAAAAAGACUCUGACGCUUCCGUAUGAAGUGACAGAUAUUAAUGUCACUGAUUUCAGAAAAGGAGGAAAGUACUUUGAACACCUUUCUGAAAGCAAAGAUGACAAUGUGAAUGGGUAUUAUGAUCUUCAGGGUCGCACAAGCGAUAUGUGUCAUGAUGGCCAGCCGGUCAAACUUGUCAGAUUUACAUCUUUAGACCAGACUGGGGACGAUCUUCCAAAACCACUCGUUGAUAUUGGGAAUAAAAUUGGCAAAUUGGAAGUCUCUGGUGAUCCAAAUAAAGCAUUGUAUGAUGAAAGUGGUUAUUUAAAGUCGGUAAGCAAAAAUGACGCAGACAAGAGUACAAUGACACAGAAGAAAAAAGCAGAUCCAAAUAACAGUGUCAUUCAAUCACUUACAAGACCACCAUCUUCAGGAAGUGCAACAUCAACAGAAGAAAAACAUGUCCGUAUAAAGCCAACAUUGCCUAAACCAUUUGUGAAAAAGGACGUCCCCCCAAAACCGCCACCAAAAUCACCAGCUGCUUCAGUUGUCAUCAAUCCAGAUAAGACAGCUCCAGAAAAUACCAAAAUACUGUCAGCUGUAGUCAUUGAAGAAAAUACAAAUAAAAGGCAAACAAGUGCUACAUCAUUUCAGAUCCCGUAUGAUUUAUCAAAAAUGAGCUCGGCUGAAGUUUGCUCUUGUUUGCUCGUUUUGAACCUUGGACAUCUCAAGGAGGUUUUUGUCAAGAACCAAAUAAAUGGUGAUCUGUUGGUAUCAUUAGAAGAUGAUGACUACAAAGACUUACAACUCACGAACUUCGAAAGAAAGAAAAUGAUGCGGUUUGUGCAAGGAUGGCGACCUGACAAUGCAGAUAGCAGAACAAAAUGCAAAGGACGGCCUAAAAAGAAGGAGACUAAAGUCAAAGAAAUUAGGCCAGUUCAACUGUCACUUGACUCAUUACCAACUACAUCGGGGACUGUUAAUCCAUUUGUUUCAUCUACUCCGAUACAAAAUCGAUCAGCAGAAUCAGGGAAGUCACGUUCGCUUACCAAGAUAUCAAAAGCACGACAAAACUUUAAAAGGUUGUCUGAAGAUAUCAACGAACGUUGUACUACUGAAACAGGCUAUCGUUUAAUUGACAUGGAGUUAAUUUCGCAAGCUUUCAAAGUGCUUGCCUGUCCUGAAUGUUUGUCUUGUUCAUUGGAAGUGAAGGAUAACCACAGAGCAAAGAAUGGGUUUGCAAACAAACUAUCCUUGACCUGCCAGGAGUGUUUUUGGUCCUAUGAAUUUUUUACCUCCAAAAUAGUGAAAGGAAGUUAUGAAGUAAACAAGCGUUUUGCUUAUGCAAUGAGAAGGACUGGAAAUGGCUAUGCAGGUGGUAAAAAGUUUUGUGCUGUGAUGAAUAUCCCAACAAUGCCUACUAAGAAAAACUUCAUGAAAUUGAACUCCUCCCUGAAGUCAGCUGUCUAUGAUGUUGCUCAGGAAAGCAUGAAAAAUGCAGCAAAUGAAGUAAAGAGCAUAAUUGGAAAGGAUAACACAGAUUGUGGUGUAUCAGUUGAUGGCAGCUGGCAAAAAAGGGGAUUUGUAUCCUUGAAUGGAUGUGUAAGUGCAAUAUCCAUGGAUACAGGAAAGGUGGUAGAUGUUGAGCCUAUGUCAAGGCAUUGUAAAGGAUGUGAAACACAUUCCAGUCUUGAUAGGAACUCUAUCACCUAUCAAAAUUGGAAAGAAAAGCAUCUAUGCAAAGCAAAUAUUCAUGGUUCUGCUGCUGCCAUGGAGCCUGAGGGUGCAAGAAGAAUUUUCGCAAGGUCGGUACAGAAACAUGGAAUUUGUUACACAAAAUUUUAUGGCGAUGGAGAUAGUAAAGGUUUUCACGCUGUAGAAAGGAUAUACGAAGAAACAGGAAAACCAGUUGAGAAGCUUGAGUGCAUUGGUCAUGUGCAAAAAAGGAUGGGAACAGCAUUAAGGAAGUUGAAAAAGGAGACUAAGGGCUUAGGUGGGAAAGGAAAGCUGACUGACAAGUUAAUUGAUAAGAUUCAAAGCUACUAUGGUAUUGCCAUUCGUAGUAAUUCUGGUAACCUUGAAUCAAUGAAGAAAUCAAUAUUGGCGGUUUUAUUUCAUUGUGCUUCAUCGGAAGAUAAUCCAUACCAUAAUUACUGCCCAGAGGGAAAAGAUUCUUGGUGUGGUUUCAAAGCAGAUAAGGCAAAUAACACAAGCAUUUUCAAGCCAGGCAAAGGUCUGCCAAUGCAGGUUAUUGUUUUGUUGAAACCAAUCUUUGCAAGGCUCAGCUCAGAUGAAUUACUGAAAAAAUGCCUUCAUGGCAUGACCCAAAACCAAAAUGAGUCAUUCAACAGAGUUAUUUGGGACAGGGUUCCAAAAACAACUUAUGUUGGCAGAGAUGUCUUUGAACUAGGUGUUUAUGAUGCACUCCAAUUUGGCAAAAAUGACGCAGACAAGAGUACAAUGACACAGAAGAAAAAAGCAGAUCCAAAUAACAGUGUCAUUCAAUCACUUACAAGACCACCAUCUUUAGGAAGUGCAACAUCAACAGAAGAAAAACAUGUCCGUAUAAAGCCAACAUUGCCUAAACCAUUUGUGAAAAAGGACGUCCCCCCAAAACCGCCACCAAAAUCACCAGCUGCUUCAGUUGUCAUCAAUCCAGAUAAGACAGCUCCAGAAAAUACCAAAAUACUGUCAGCUGUAGUCAUUGAAGAAAAUACAAAUAAAAGGCAAACAAGUGCUACAUCAUUUCAGAUCCCGUAUGAUUUAUCAAAAAUGAGCUCGGCUGAAGUUUGCUCUUGUUUGCUCGUUUUGAACCUUGGACAUCUCAAGGAGGUUUUUGUCAAAAACCAAAUAAAUGGUGAUCUGUUGGUAUCAUUAGAAGAUGAUGACUACAAAGACUUACAACUCACAAACUUCGAAAGAAAGAAAAUGAUGCGGUUUGUGCAAGGAUGGCGACCUGACAAUGCAGAUAGCAGAAGCUAAGUUUAUAAAUGUUAGUAGAAUCUCCUGCAAAUGGCGUCUGGCUGAACAUAUUUGAGUACGUACUCUAUGUAAAUCAGCAUGUAAUUCAGCAUGUAACUCAGCUCAAGAAGAAGGCGAUAUUAACGAGUUUUCAGUAUAAUCGUUUAAUUGUAGAUUUGUAUCAUUUAUGUUAUGAAAUUUAUAUAUUAUUAAUGCUAAGUACCCAUUUGCUAAAGAUUUGAAAUGCAGGGA
Molecule: messenger RNA, 4411 nt
Organism: Rhopilema esculentum
Lineage: Eukaryota; Metazoa; Cnidaria; Scyphozoa; Rhizostomeae; Rhizostomatidae
Source: RefSeq, a predicted model, not a curated record